Molecule: messenger RNA, 2000 nt
Organism: Phragmites australis (common reed)
Lineage: Eukaryota; Viridiplantae; Streptophyta; Magnoliopsida; Poales; Poaceae
Product: pectinesterase inhibitor 8-like
Exons: 1
Coding region: 1290-1973 (227 amino acids)
Molecular function (GO): enzyme inhibitor activity
Source: RefSeq, a predicted model, not a curated record
CCAGUGAUAAAAAUAUCAGGAAUCUAAAGUAUAAUUUAAUGGGGGCAAUUCCGUGAGUUGCUAAAUGAUCCAACAUUGGUUGGUCCCUAAACAAAGUGUUCUGCAAUUUCGAUUGGGAUAUUGCCUUCGAAAAAGAUGUGUUACACACUCUCCACUUCGGUCUUGGACCACUGCCCGCUGCUUCUAUCGAACCAGAGCAGCCCCAGACGCCCUAGAACCUUCAUUCAGGUUCAAGAAUUUUUGGACCCGAAUUCCAAGGUUCAUGGAAGUUGUCACCUCUGCUUGGAAUCUGCCCUCGAUUCACUAAGAUCCUUUUCGCAUCCUUAACCAAAAGUUCAGGAACAUGGCAAAGGAACUUCGAGAAUGGAGUAAAAGCAUUUUAGCAGACACUAAGAUGUAGCUUUUCAUGGCCCUAGACGUUAUCCUUCGUCUGGACACCGUCCCGGAAAACAUAAUGCUUUCGGUCUAAGAACAUUGGCUUGGUGUGAAACUACAGAAAAGAAUAAUAGGUCUUGCAGUUAUCGAGAUGACCCAAAAAAAGGCUGGCGUAGUGGAUAGCUUACCUAAAGGAAGGGGAUACCAAUAACAGUUUUUUUUUUCUGCCGAAAGAUUGCUACGAGAAGAAGAAAGGACGUCAUCCAAAGGUCGCAAAAGAAUCAAGGUUGGGAGUGGUUGUCGGCAAGGCCGGCGGUGAGGAAGGUGGCUGCUCUCAUGCCCACGGUUGGGCCAAAGCCGUCUUCUGGUUAACCUAUGCUAUCAAGUCAUUUGUAUGCUAGCUAGUGACGGAGCUUAAGCUCGACCAACCUGGGCCAUAGCCUCUCCAAUGUUUUGGCCCAAAACAAAUUAGCACCUAAGUAUGCAGCCUAUGCUGGUAUACAUAGUACUCUAUUUUAGAGCUAUUUUUAUUAUGAUCUAUUAAUCUUAUUUGAAUAUAUAUUUUGAAUCUAAGUAUAGGAAUUGUCAAUAUACUGCUCUUUAAUGGGUAUAAAUUGCACCGUAUGUUAGUAUUAUGGUUUAUCACUUGAAUAUUUUUGAAUUUGCUUUGGUUUUUUGGCCCCUCCUGAAAUUUUGGUCAAGCUCCGUCGCUGAUGCUAGCAAAUGCAAAAACAAGAAAUGGAAAACAUAAAACACGGGAUUGAUCACUGGUCACAAUGCUGAUGGUCUGAGAUUGUCUUGCUUUGUCAUUAGUUGAAAUAACAAAAUCAAGUAAGUAAACACUAUUAAACGGCUAAUACCAAGCAGGCAUGUCACUUAGUAGCUAGCUAACCAGACACUUGUUUGGCCUCUCCAUGUUUCAUGCAAACCUCUCAUGGUUUCAUCGGAUCUCUUGUCUAUACAAAUCCAUGCAUAUAUGCCUCAUGCUUCCGAUUGUCACAAAAGCAAAAUUAAUCAAAGCAAAUAUAAGAAUAAGGAUGAAGGCUUCUUUCUUCUCUCCUUUUGCCGUCGCUGUGGUGGUGCUCGCCGUCGUGGUGGCCUCCGGCUUGCGCGCGGCGGAGGCGACGAUCGAGAGCACGUGCCACGCGGCGGCGGCGCGCGACCGGCGCGUGGACGUCCGGUUCUGCGCGCGGCAGUUCGCAGCGUACCACGGCGCGGCGGAGGCGGACGCGUGGGGGCUGGCCAAGACCGCCGCGCUCAUCGGCGUCAACCUCAGCGACGACGCCGCGUACGAUAUCGGCAACGGCAAGAUCCGGCCCCCGCCGGCCGGCGGCGCCAGGGCGAAGGGUGCCAUGGCGGAGUGCGCCACGGCGUACGACGCCGUCGGCCUGGCCUUCGCGGAGGCCUCUGACGAGCUCGGCUCGCGGCGGUACGCGGCAGCGAGGGAGAAGCUGGCGCGCGUGGCCGCGCUCUCGCAGCGGUGCGACGGCGGGCUAGCGAGGGCCGGCAUCGGGACGCCGCCGGCGCUGGCCAGGUACAGCGCCGACUGCCAGCAGAUGGCCGUCAUCGGCGUCGCCAUUACCAACCUCAUCAAGUGAUCCGUCCAUCCGGCAUACGCCGGUCGA